Molecule: messenger RNA, 372 nt
Organism: Serpula lacrymans var. lacrymans S7.9
Lineage: Eukaryota; Fungi; Basidiomycota; Agaricomycetes; Boletales; Serpulaceae
Exons: 3
Coding region: 1-372 (123 amino acids)
Source: RefSeq, a predicted model, not a curated record
AUGGAUGAGACUUUACAUCAGAGGUGGAGAAGGGAAUUUUUUAGGGCAGGUGGAGGUGGAGAUGGAGGUGGAGAUAGAGGUGAAGACAUAGAAAUGGGUGAAAAUCCAGAUCCCAAGUUCUUUCCCUUUGCCUCAGAGAUGGAUUGGAGGGUAGCCUGCUGGGCAAUUGAAGAUGAUGCAAGUAGAGAUUCAAGGAUAUACCAUGAGAUGUGGACAAGGAAAUGGUGGCAUGCUAUCCAGGCUCAUCUACUAUCUAGGGUAGCCUUGGUGCCUGUUAUCAUUGCAACAGACAAAACCCAGCUCACGCAAUUCUUCAACUCUAAAUCAGCUUAUCCUGUAAUCUCAUGUUGGGAAACAUACCCAGAGCCAUAA